AUGAGUAUGUAUGACUCCAAUAUCUACGCUAGCAUACUACUUAGUAUAAAGCAAUGUUUUGGACAUUUGAGUGGCUGCGGUGGUGCCAGUGUUGAUAGAUCCAUAUGUCUUUGAUGUAUCUAUCCUACAGGUGAGGUGGAGGACCCAGAGUAUGAGGAUUACCUGCCCCGUGAAGAGAGCUGUAAUAAAUGGCUGCAGAGUAGGUAUACACCUUUGCGAGUCCACGGAACUCUACUUUGGACCCCCGCUUCAGACCACUAUAGACCACUACAGACUAGACUGCCUCAAAUCCCCCCAAGACCUAAGACUAACACUUAGAAGUGUUACAAUAAUACUGAUCAUCUUAACAUCCUUUCAGACCCCCAAAACCUUCCUGUGAGAACCAUUUCCGUUUCCUACACCCUAGUUGAAUGCCAGGUCUGUAUCUUCGACCAUUUCGGGCGAAGCCCAUCAGCAUACCAGAAAGCCAUUAUUCUGUAUUAUUCAGUCAAAACUAAGAAAGGCACAUGCAAGAUGUUAUUCAUCAUGGGGGGAAUGUCUUUGUUCACCGUCACCACCAUCCCCCCCACCCGCCUCCCUACUUUUGGUAAUUAUAAACCUCUGAAAUAAAAGACAAGCCACAGAUGAAGACUUUGAGAUUAUUGUUCCGGGGACUUGAUGCCACCGGCUAAAAUGUCAGAGAUGAAGUGAGCAAUCAGUUUGUUGAUAAAAACCAAGUGUGUGUGGACCCCUUCAAAGAGAUAGCAGACCCCCAUGUCUAUAGCCCCCCUCCCCUUCUACCACUUUUUGCAUGCAGGUUCUGAUUACGUGCGUAUCUAAACUGGAACAGGAACUUCUCCAAACUGUAAGGAUGCUAAGAGUAAGAUGAGAGGGAGUGUGAAAGAGCCUGUAAUUUGAUGAACCAGAUAUUUCUACUGAGUGUGAUCUCUCUCUUUCUUUCUCUCUUUCUCUCUCGCUCUCUCUCUUUCUCUCUCCCUCUUUCUCUCUCUCUCUUUCUCUCUCUCUUUCUCUCUCUCUCUCUUCUCUCUCUCGCGCUCUCUCUCCACAGUUGUCUUGAUGUCUUCAUAAACCCUCCAUACACCUCGUAGAGCAUAGCGCACAGUACUGUUCUGAUCCCCUGCUCGCUCUGUAGGGGGAAAUAGCACCUGAACCAGGAGUCACAUAAUGACCUCUUACGGGUCUCUUGUAAACUUCAUCUCCCUUGUUUCCCAGGGGGAUUGAGUAACCCCACAGAGACUUUGCUUAUACAGCUUGUGCGUUUGCAUUUUACUGACUGUGCCAUAUGAAGUGUGUGUGUGUGUGUUUGUAAUGUCUAUAAUGUCUAUGCCUCAAUUUAUGUGUGUGUUUUGAAAAGCUGUAGAAGUUUUCCUCUUGGCAUGCUCCAUUAAUAUUUAUGUGAGGCGUUUUUUUUCCCUGAUGUGGAAUAGACAGGGCCUGAAGGCCUGAUUUCCGGCUCUUUGCUCUCCUUAUGUCUUUCUAUACCUCCAUUCCACCCACCAUCUCUCUCUCUCUCUCUCUCUCUCUCUCGCUCCUCUCCCCCAUUCCUUCUCGCUCGCUCUCUCACUCAAUUCAAUUCAAAGGGCUUUAUUGGCAUGGGAAAUGUAUGUUUACAUUGCUAAAACAAGUGAAAUAGACAAUAAACAACAGUGAAAUAAACAAUCAGAAAUUAACAGUAAACAUUACACAAAAUAAUGGAGAUUUGUUAUAUUAUGGCUAUAUACCGUGUUGCUACAACGUGCAAAUAGUUGAACAAAAGGAAAAAAUAAAUAAACAGAUAAAUAUGGGUUGCAUUUACAAUGGUGUUUGUGCUUCACUGGUUGCCCUUUUCUUGUGGCAAUAGGACACAAAUCUUGCUGCUGUGAUGGCACACUGUGGUAUUUCACCUUAUAUGGGAGUUUAUUGGAUUUUUUUUCGAAUUCUUUGUGGACCUGUGUAAUCUGAAGGAAAUCACUCUCUCUCUCUCUGAAUAAUUGCUCUCCCAGGUAGAGGCUUGUUCCCCCCUGUAGUGUCGUCUAAUGCAGUGUUGGCUUUUGGGUGCUGGGAUGCUUGGGCUAGCCUAGCCGCGUAGCCACGUAGCGAUGCGCUGGAAGAGAGCAGCCCUGUCUCCCAGGAAUGCCCCAUGGGGCACGGCUGAAGAAUGAGCUUUUGUUGCUCCUGUCGUUCCUCCAGGGAUGUUUUGGCUGCCGAGAGCUGAGGGGAUGACAGGAAUAGGGUAAGGCGUAUCCCAGGCAACUCUCUGAUGGCUGGGAGGGGAAUUAGGUUGGAGGGUUUUGGGUUAGUGGCUUACUGUUAGUUACAGGCCAGGUUGAGUCAUGCUCAAGGUUAUCAUUAAAACUCUGGGUUAGGGUUAGCAAAUAUGAGUGUACACCCUCUUCUUGUAUGCCAACACCUAUUCACACUUUUUAAUUGCGACAGUCCUGAGACAGAUUAACUCACCCAGUGGUCUCUGUUUUUGUGAUAUCUGUGGGCUGAGCUGGUUGUGAUUGGUUUGAACUUGGUGAACUUCGCAUAUUAAAUGUGGAGAGGAUAGUUUGGAUUGGAUUAGGCUGCAUUAGUAUGUUCAAAUGGAUCCUAUUCAUCCCCCACAGUGGGCAGAUAGGUGUAGGAGAGGUGACUGCCUGGUUUUAUGUGAUGCUAUGCUGCUGUCUGCUGGCAUGAAAAGGGAGUGCUUCAAAUGAGAGCUCUUGGGUGCAUCUCAAUAGUGGCUUCCUCUCCUCAUCCCCCUGCUUUCACAUUCACUGAUGUGAUGGAGCGAUUUAGAGCAAAUUCACGGUGAAUAUCUUAUCCACCAUAUUGCCUUCACCUAGCGUAGUGUUUUCGGAUCAGUGCAGAUGAUGAAGAGGAGACUGAUAGAGGAAGCCACGUUUCAGAAUUGCGAUGCACCCAGUAACUGCCAAGGUGAAGGAGAUGUACAAUGAAACUGACUUUUCGAUUAAUGAUUGACACCAACCCUUGUCGCCAUACAGAAAACCCCAAGCAAAGCGUCACCUGUGCAAAGGAGUACUACCAGUAAAUGAAUUAUUGUUGAAUCAUCUUUGACAGUUGCACUGCAGCCUACAGAUAUAUUGUGAUAUGAAGGUGGAGGUUGGGGCCUGAUUCCGACUGAAGCUGCCCAAACAGGACCUACAGAGUGAAUGAUACCAUGACGUGUGUCAAGUGUGAGGACAGCCACUGUUCCAACUGUGACCAGUCCCAGUACUACUGGUGUGAGGACUUCUACGUCUCAGGUAGGACCCAUCAUUCAGUUGAUAUUUCUACUCUGAAUUUUGUCAGUGAAUAAUUUGGUAGAACACACACUUUAUGUCAUUGGUCAUUAAACAAGUGUGUGCGUUUCCAAACGGAGAGUGUGUGGAGCAGUGUAAGGAGGGGUUCUUUGUUGGUCGAGGAGAGUCAGGAAUGCGAACUGUGUCACUGCAUGUGUCAGACGUGCGGCGGGCCCAACUAUGACGACUGUGACUCAUGCGAGGAUGACUUCACUCUGAAAGACUGAGAGUGUGUGGACACCACUCUGCUUCCUGCCCUGACAAGCGUUUCCUCAACAGUAAGGCCUCAUCUGAACUUCAUACUUACCUAACUAACACUUCAUAUAAGUUCAGGGGUCUGCAACUGGUGGCCAGUGGGCCAAAUCCGGCCCAUGCACGAGACAGUUUGAUGUGGCAUGCGAAGGUUGUCCAGUCAUUCCUCGUUUCUCUUUUGUUCCAAUAAAAGUCUCAUUAUUUAACUCAUUCUCUGCUCAGGUCAGGGUGAAUGUGAGCAGUGCCACUCCAGUUGUAAGACAUGCGCAGGCUCUGGGAAGGAUCAGUGUAACAUCUGUGACACAGGUAAGAGUUGAGUGCAUGGGAUUUAGUGUGCCUGAUUGCUAUGUCCUCCUCGGUCCGUGGCGGGGGGUAAUUGCCUCUGUAAUUUAUCUGCGUUCUCUCACCUGUAUUAGUACUUCUUAAGUCACCUUUACUAUAGUUUGAUGGUGUGGUUUAAUUGUGUAUGUGAAGGUGAGGAGUGA
This is a messenger RNA of Coregonus sp. 'balchen', 4000 nucleotides long. Lineage: Eukaryota; Metazoa; Chordata; Actinopteri; Salmoniformes; Salmonidae. The record is from the annotation of a GenBank genome assembly.